This is a messenger RNA of Humulus lupulus (European hop), 3588 nucleotides long. Its product is annotated as receptor-like protein 54. The record is from RefSeq and is a predicted model, not a curated record. Gene Ontology annotation, molecular function: protein binding. The coding region runs from base 73 to 3054 and encodes 993 amino acids. NCBI's taxonomy places the organism in Eukaryota, Viridiplantae, Streptophyta, Magnoliopsida, Rosales, Cannabaceae. The transcript has 2 exons.
CUAUGCAAUUUAUAUCCCCAAAACAGAAAGUUUUUCGUUCCACUACUGUGAGUAAUAAUAAUCUGAGAAUAUAUGAUGAGGCACUGCUCAUCAUUGACUACGUUUCUCCUUAUUUGCCUUGUAGUACUGCUUCUUUCUCAAUCUCUAAUCCAUUCCUUAUCCCCUUCUUCUCAGUUGUGUCAUCCUGAUGAGAGCUCUGCCUUGCUCCAAUUCAGAAACUCAUUUUCCAUCAACAUUCCCAUAUUCUUCAAUGAGGCAGACUUGAAGACUGUCUCUUGGAAGAAUGGUACAGAUUGUUGUUCAUGGGAUGGAGUGUUGUGUGAUACUUUUUCAGGGCAUGUCAUUGGCCUUAACCUCAGUUAUAGCCGUCUUCAAGGUCCUCUUCACUCCAAUAGCACCCUUUUCUCACUUCGCCAUAUCCAAACUUUAAUCCUUGACUACAAUGAUUUCUAUGGCUCUUCAAUUCCCCCGGAAUUUGGUAGUUUUCUCAAUAUGAAAAGGCUUAGCCUCUAUGAUGCCAAUUUUACCGGCUAUGUCCCUGUCGAAAUGUCUCACCUUUCUAAAAUGACUUAUCUCACCCUUUAUUCAUUCUCUUCAAGUGAUAACAUUUUGCUGGAGACAUCUGUCUUGAAAAGAAUGCUUCAAAACUUCACCAAUCUCAGGGAACUUUCACUGGGUUAUGUCAACAUGUCUAAUGUUGAACUAGCUAGUUCGUUCAUGAAUGUAUCAUCUUCUUUAAAGCUUCUUAAUCUCUAUUACUGUGGAUUGCAAGGGAAAUUUCCAGAAAAUGUCUUUCGCUUACCAAACCUUCAUCAGCUCUAUUUAUGGUACAACCAUGAUCUUAUUGGUUCCAUGCCUACAUUUAAUUGGAGCAGUCCACUCAGGUAUGUAGAUCUUUCCCAAACUAGAAUCUCUAUUGAUUUUUCAUACUUGUGUGCAAGUGCUAAGUCUUUACAGAGUUUGUAUCUCAAGAAUUGUAGUUUUAUAGGAUCAUCAUAUUCUGCAAUGUGGACUAACCUCCCUCAAUUAGUGCAACUGACUUCUUUAGACCUCAGUUACAACAAUUUUGGUGGCCAAAUCCCAUUGCUUUCUCUCAAUCUUCAGCACUUUAUCUACUUGGACCUUUCAAACAACAAUUUUGUUGGCAAUAUCCCUGAAUUUUCAAAAACAAACUCCACCCAAAGCCCCCCACAAUUGAGUUUACAGCACCUCUCCUUAUCUCAUAACUUGCUCAGUGAAUCAAUACCUUCUUGGAUAUAUUCUCUUCCCUAUUUAGUGUAUUUAGGGCUGGACAAUAAUAAACUUUCAGGCCCAAUUUUAGAAUUCCAAUCCAAAUCUCUUGAACACUUUAACUUGGGUUCUAAUAAACUGCAAGGCCAAAUUCCAAACUCAGUAUUUCAACAAAGCAAUCUCAAAUGGCUAGAUCUCUCAAACAAUAAUUUGGAUGGUGUUCUAGAGUUGAACAAGUAUUCAAUGUUGAAAAAUCUUCUGAGUCUCGAACUUUCUUUUAACAAUUUCACUGUGGCCUCAAAUAAAUAUGCCAAUAGUGAUCCAUUCCCUCAACUCUCCCAUCUGGGUUUGGCUUCAUGCAAUAUUAGUCAUAUUCCACAUAUUCUCAAAAGCAUGAAAAGAUUAAACACCCUACAACUAUCGUACAAUCAAAUUCAUGGUAGGAUUCCUGAAUGGCUGUGGAAUGAGGGAACAAGUUCAUUGUCUGUAUUGAAUAUUUCUUACAAUUUUUUGAAACAUGUAGAGAGAAUUCCCUUUAAAAACCUGGCGUAUUUAGAUCUUCGAUCUAACAUGAUUCAAGGGCCUCUUCCAAUUGUUCCACCUUUGUUGAGAAUACUUCUCAUCUCAAACAAUCAUCUAUCUGGAGAGAUACCUUCUGCUUAUUGCAAUUUGAGUCAGUUAGAUAUCUUUGACGUCUCUAAUAACAGUAUUCAUGGAAACAUUCCUUCAUGCUUUCAAAACAAGUUCUCUCUCACUGUUUUAGAUCUGCAUAUGAACAAUUUUAGUGGAGAAAUCCCUCAUGACAUGUUUGAAAAGUUGAUUGAUUUGAGGAGUCUGCACCUUAGUGACAAUCAUCUAGAAGGAUCCCUACCACACUCUAUGCUCAAUUGCCAAAGCUUGGAAGUUUUAGACGUGGGAAAUAACAAGUUGAACGAUACCUUCCCCCAUUGGCUACAAGAGCUUCCAAUGCUCCAAGUUCUUGUUUUGAAAUCUAAUAGAUUCCAUGGUUCUAUAGGGGCACCUAAGGUUAAAUUUCCUUUUCACAAGUUGCAAAUCAUGGAUCUCUCCAACAAUGAAUUCAACGGCCUUCUACCAGCAAAGUAUUUUGAAAGUUUCACGGCUAUGAUGGAUGGACACACAAGCAGUAACUUCACAAGCAUCAAACAACCUUAUUACCAAGAUUCUGUGAUUGUUGUGGUGAAAGGUUUUGAGCGUUUAUUAGAAAAAAUCAUAAGCAUUUUUGUGACAAUCGAUUUCUCAAGAAAUAACUUUGAUGGGGAGAUUCCAGAGUCGAUUGGAAAGCUGAAAUCACUAAAAGGGCUUAACUUUUCUCAUAAUAAACUAAAAGGCUUCAUUCCAAUGUCAUUGGCAAAUCUAAGUAAUCUUGAAUGGUUAGAUUUGUCUGUGAAUGGAUUGAUUGGAGAGAUUCCCAGUAAAAUGGUCGAUUUGACGCAACUUUCACACUUAAACCUUUCAUAUAACAAAUUGAAAGGAUCAAUACCUCUUGGAAACCAAUUCCAUACAUUCAACAAUGAUUCAUAUGAUGGAAACAUAGAAUUAUGUGGAUUUCCUUUGUCUAGAUCUUGCAACAAUGGGAUGCAACAAGAUGGUGAUCGUGGCGAGAAACUUACCGAUCACAUAAUAUUUGAUUGGAAAAUUGUGAUGAUCGGAUAUGGAUGUGGACUAAUAAUCGGAAUAUCUAUAGGCUACAUGGUGCUUUACACUGGAAGGUUUGACUAUUGGCUAUAUAAAAAGGUUGGAGUAGGGGGACAAAGACAAAGAAUAUGUCGUAAAAGAAAUGCUCGUUUGAGAAGAAGGCGCUAGCUAGAAUAUCAAACCAGCAAGCUCAUGAUCAAGAAAAGUACUGUUGACUGCAGAAAGAUGGGACAAUGUUGUUGAAGGUUUAGCUCCUGACUGAUGUGUUAGAGCCCUCAUCUUAUUUUCUUGUACUUUAAAUCUUGUUUCCCUCUAUAGAUGUAGUCAUUGAACUAUUGAAGGGUAAAAUGAAGAAUGUUUUAUUUCCAUUUUCAAAUCUAAUUGUAGUUUGAAUGUCAUGCCUUGUGGUGUGAUUCAAGUCACUUAUGUCUAUAAAUAGAGUUAACUACUCUAUUAUUUGUAAUAGAGAGUUUACAAACUUAGAAAAAGAAAAGUUUAUUUUGAGAGUUGGAGGGCUGUUAAAGAGUUCUAGGUGUGUUUGAUCCUAAUCUCUCAUGUAAGAUGUUUUGUAAUCCAUUUUUGAUUUCACUGUGAAGCUCGAUUGUAUGGCUACUCUCUUUGAUCAUCAAUAAAGUUUCUCAAGCAAUUUGUGUAGCUGCUCUACCCUUGGAGUAGGGAGCAAAGACACAUUGUCUUUGUCUA